Sus scrofa (pig) is the source of this 3680-nucleotide messenger RNA. NCBI's taxonomy places the organism in Eukaryota, Metazoa, Chordata, Mammalia, Artiodactyla, Suidae. The record is from RefSeq and is a predicted model, not a curated record.
CCUAAUGGAAACCUCUUUGUCACUGGCUCUUCAUGUGGAGAUUUAACAGUGUGGGAUGAUAAAAUGAGGUGUCUGCAUGAUGAAAAAGCACACGAUCUUGGAAUCACAUGCUGCGAUUUUUCUCCACAACCAGUUUCUGAUGGAGAACAAGGUCUUCAGUUUUUCCGAUUGGCAUCAUGUGGUCAGGAUUGCCACAUGAAAAUUUGGAUGAUUUCUUUUACCCACAUUUUAGAUCAGUGGAUAAGUCUGUCAUUGUGUAUGAUACUAAUACUGAGAAUAUACUUUACACCUUGACUCAGCACACCAGGUACGUCACAACUUGUGCCUUUGCACCCAGUAUCCUUUUACUUGCUACUGGUUCAAUGGACAAAACAGUGAACAUCUGGCAGUUUGACCCAGGAGCACUUUGCCAAGCAAGGAUCCCAGAAGAUCAACCAGAGCAAUUUGUCGAAGAUUGGUCAGAGGACGACGUCUCAGACUGGCUUUGUGCACAAGGUUUAAAAGACCUCGUUGAUAUUUUCAAAAUGAAUAAUAUUGAUGGAAGAGAACUGUUGAAUCUUACAAAAGAAAGUCUGGCUGAUGAUUUGAAGAUUGAAUCUCUAGGGUUGCGGAGUAAAGUUCUGAGGAAAAUUGAAGAGCUCAGGAAAAAGGUGAAAAUCCUUUCUUCUGGAAUUCCUGAUGAAUUUAUAUGUCCAAUAACUAGGGAGCUUAUGAAAGAUCCUGUCAUUGCAUCAGAUGGCUAUUCAUACGAAAAGGAAGCGAUGGAAAAUUGGAUCAGCAAAAAGAAACGUACGAGUCCCAUGACAAAUCUUGUUCUUCCUUCAGUGGUACUGACGCCAAAUAGGACUCUGAAAAUGGCCAUUGAGCGAUGGCUAGAGACACAUCAAAAAUAAAACUUUAUAUUAUAUCGUGUUAUUUAUAUCUUCUGUGAUCUCAUUUGAAUGAUUUAAAGGUAAAUACUAAUCAGACAUUAUUAACAGUGAAACAGAAGGAGAAAGGUGAAUGUAGUUAUCUAUAUAAAUGAUUUAGUCUUUUCAUUCUUUAAAACAUAUGGACUAAAUAACACAACUUUUCUAUUUUCACUAUAAAAGUCUUUUUAGUAGCAAAAAAAGGUUUAAUCCGUAGAGAAAUAAAGUUAUAUACUUUGACUUUAAAUUUUAGUGCUCAAAUUUAUUCUUACUAUAUAGAUCAUAUUCCAUUAUAACCAAAGCUUGGGAUAAUUUAGACUAUAACAGGUAUUUAAAUUCUAGUUAAUAGCCAUUCAUUUGAAAACUCCCUGGAAUCCUCCUAAAGAGAAUUUUUAGCAAAAUAAUUGUAGAUCUGUUUUAUGACUAAAUUGAGAAAAAUCACUGACAUAUUUAAUGAAUAAUUUUGUUAAAUUGUUUGCAAGAUGGUAAUGUUUUUUCCCCCACUGUCCAAACCUAGGUACAAGUUAGGUGAAAUAAAUUGUCACAGAUAAUUAUCUGUGGACUUUGCUGAAACAGGAAGUGGCAAACUAGCUUUCUUUUAAAAUUCUUAAAAGUUCUCACAUAAUAUUCUGAACUAGGGUGACUAUAUAUUUUUACACAGUAGACUGAUAGCUAAUACAGCACUCUGAUAAGCAUUCUCUCAGAAGAAAACCUCAAUCUCAGAAGUUGAGAUUGUAUUGACUCUCUAUUCCUGUCACAAGUUGUUUACCAGAAUGGAAGGCAUUAGUGGGAAAGCACAUUAGAACUAAAUUCUAAGGGCAGGCAGGGACCAAGACUCUGUGUGUACCCCAACCCACAUUGUAGUUCUGAAAUUCGAAAACACAGAAAUAAAAGGGGAAAAGCAAUGUCAUUAUAUAGUCAGUCUUUUCCCCUGUAUAAACUUAUAGCUAAUAUGCUAUAUGUUCACAGAAAGAUGGAGAGCCCAACUACAAUGGAAGCCUCCAAAUACCUGUUCUCUGUAAUCACUGCUUUGUAAAAUUUCUGUCAUCCUACUGUGUUGCUGAAUUUUAUCUUUGUUUCAUAGGAUUCACAAUCUGCGAUCUAAGUUUUUUUUUUUUUUUUUCCAUACUAUACAUGCUUCUCACAUUCUUACACGUGAGGACAAAAAAAAGGGAUGGGAAUAUGUUCUAGAAAGUGUUUUUCUCUUGUAUUCUAUAGAGGAAGUCUGAGAACAGGUCUAAGACAAGGCCUUUGAACACUGAUAUAGCCCACUGGACCAGAUAUAUUUUGAAAAAAAUGGACUUAUUUUGCAAAGUUUUCACAUAAAAGUCACUAAAAGUAAUUUUUAAGUUUUCAUAUGAAAUUACUAAUCAGUUUUCAUAUAAAAAUGACUGAAAAUCCCUGAAGUCAAUGACAGAAAACACAACGGAUGGUUAUUUGUUAAAUGUGUUGAAGGUGAUUUUCUGUUUCACUACAGUAGUUUCUUGUCAAAUUAAAUGGCUUAAAACUAAGAUGCCAAUAAUUUACCAAAGUGUUUCUGAUUUUUAUACAAACAAACCAGAGCAGACAACUCCCCACAGAAAAAGCAAACCCAAAAGCGAGACAAAUCAAAUCCAAAACUACCCACAGGAAGGGACACCCCACAGCCCCUCUGUACCCUUGGCUUCUCGGCCCUGCAGGACUAGGUGGGAGCAGCCCUCACCUGCCUGCCCACUGCCCAGCCCUCAGCUUUCCAAGGAGACCACUUCCUGGAAUAGUUGGGCCAAAUACAUUUACUAAGAAUCUAUCAAAAUCAUAAUGUAUAAUAAAUUCUAAUAGUCACCCAGGCAGCAUCACAGGAAGUCAUCCAAUAAGAUUUAUCUACUAAGAAACUUCCCCCCUACCCAGUUUUUUGUUUUACUUAGCAUAGCUAGUAAUAUCAGUAACCACACAAUCCCCAGCAGUUGCUUAGGCUUAAGAUUCCAAGUCAGGAUUUUUAUCACAACAGUUUAAUGUUUGUGCUCAUUCAUACUUCUUUGAAACUGAAAUAUGUGGGCAUAAAGCAAGUAUAUAUACACUUUUAACUGAAAGAUAAUAUGAUAACCCUGUUAACAGUAAAAACAGACACCAGGAUUUCUGGAACGGAGACAUCUGGAAUGUUCUCAUGCACUCUUCUCAUUUCAGACCCUUAACUCUUUUGGGAUUUCCAGAAGUCAUCAACCUUGUGCUGAAAUUAUUAAAGUAAAAUUAAAUAUGCAUUUGGUAGUAUUAACGUAAAAACAGGCUUUCUGUUUCUUUAGGGUAACGAAAUUACCCAGGAUUAAAGCAAGGCAUAUAGCUGAUAUCAGGAUAUUCUCUACUUAUCCAUUGUUUCAUUUAAUGCAAAACAAUUUCUAUUAAUUGUUCUUUAUUCCAUAUGGAAAAGUACAGUAGUUGUGCAGAAACAAAACUACAUAACAAAGGAAUAAGACUUCCACAAAUAUUAAAGGAAACAAUAAACAAUAAAUAAGCCAUUGUAGUUAUAGCAGAACUCAUGAAAAGCCUCUAAAAAAUGAUAAAGCUGUACAAAGUACACUGUACACACUUGGGAACAAGUAUUGAAGAAUGAAACCAACUGAUUCCUAUUGGUACAAAACCAUAACGAUGCUCACAGGAAUCAUUACAACUACUCAAUUUUUAAACAUUCUGCAAAUAUAGAACUUCCUUCUCCCCAAUUCUAGAAAAUAAAUUUCACACCCCCAACAUUCAAAUACACUCCCACUUCUCUCAAACUAGCAUUUUAACAUCCUCCAA